Molecule: messenger RNA, 1132 nt
Organism: Hippocampus zosterae (dwarf seahorse)
Lineage: Eukaryota; Metazoa; Chordata; Actinopteri; Syngnathiformes; Syngnathidae
Exons: 2
Coding region: 149-973 (274 amino acids)
Source: RefSeq, a predicted model, not a curated record
GACCAAGGGCAGCUGCCCCAACAAUCGAGGGAGAUAGCACUUGAAAAGCACCACUUAACCAUCCCCCCUCCCCAUGCACUUUAAAUAAAUAGCUCCCACUUCUUGCACUCGGCUUCAUUUCUCUCAGCAGCCAGCCCACCAACCAGACAUGGCGUCCAUGGAGCAGCAAGGGGUCAGCAGUUCAUCGUCUGCUGCAACCGCGAGCGCCCCCGACGUUUGCCUGGAGCGCCGAGGAAGAUGCAGUUCAUUGUCUGCCGCAACCGCGAGCACCCCCAUCGUUUGCUUGGAGUGGCGAGGAAGAUGCGAUACGUGCGGUGGUCUGGUCACGAGCAGGAGGAGGAGGAGGAGGUGCCGUGCCAGCGGCGAGCCCGACGGCAGCGGUGAUACGCCUGCCAGGUGUACCGUUCGCAGGAGGAAAAGCAGAGCCCUGCAGGACCAGCAGCUACUCGAUGCCAACGAACGAUUCACAUGGGGCAGCGAACCUAGGGAGGACUGCCUGUGGUGUGGCCAGGCUCGUACUUUGGCGGGGGGGGGGCAUGCUUUUCACAAAGGCAGCUAUUUCUGCCAAUUAAACGAGGAUUGCGGGGAGGACAGUGCGGUGAGCAUUUCGACAUGGCUGCAAAAGCAGUUGUCUGCGCUGCCGCUAAAAACUCCCCGUACCACUGCGUGGCGGCAACACAAACACCAGACCGAGGGGCGGGAGCAGUCGACAGAGCGGAAAGCCACAACGUGCGGAAAGUGUGGCCACCCACAACAGGCGGUGUACGGUCACACUUCCUUCAUGAGCAAAGUGCCCAAGACUGUCCGAAACUUCUGCACACUCCAUGAGGGAAAACCGAUGGCCCUGUGGCUGGCUCGGGGGCUCCCACCACAGCUUGAGGUUGGUGGUGAGGACCGCUCUGUCCUCGACCACAACCACAGUCGUGCCUGUGGUGGUCAGAGCACUCUGGGCAGUGACCCCCAAACUAGAUGAGUGGUUGCAACAGAUCCCGGGAACAACAUCGGACAUCUCAGUCCAGAAAUGUGCAGUGCUGGGAACAGCAAGGAUACUGCGCAGAACCUUCAAGCUUCCUGGCCUCUGGUAGAGGACCUGAGCUGAAUGAGGGACGGACACCACCCGAGGGGCGGUGAG